AGCAUCAUUUACUUCCCAUGUGCGCUUCAUGAGAAUGUGGUGUCUUGUCCUCCUCAUAUACUUGGUCAUGCACACAGAUAGGUGCAUCUCAGACGUGAGUGAAGCCGUACUCUGCAAGUUUGAUCCCGAGUAUGCAGACUUGCAAAGGGUCUGGUGCAAACAGGACUCUGAGGACUGCUGUACGGGCUACGCCUUUGGUGAGAGCAUCACGGCCCUGUACAAUGGAAGCGUGGAGGUCAACAACACGGCCAAUGCCUUCACCAUUACUGUGCACAAUCUGACUGAAGGCAAUGGGAUGUACUGGUGUGGCUUGAUGUUCAGCAAUGAAACAAUCAUGAAAUUGGCGGAGAAAUACUUCUCAGCAGACCCUUCACUGUUUGAGCAAGUCUGGAGCAUUUUGCGCCUGGUGCUAUUUGCCGUGCUUGUACUAGCAUUUGUCAGUACUUACAUGCUUACCCGUGUUGCAGAUCCAAACAAGAAAAAGGUGACUGAUGACGGAUAUGAGAACGUUGCAUUGCAUGGCCACAGGAGAAGAGGCCGACAGGCUAGUAGUGACAACACAGUCACUGAAGAGUAGCUGCAAAAUCCUCUCUGUGGUUUUCAAAUCUACUUCCUGUGUGACAAUUUUUGUUCACAGUAAUGAGCACCAGUUUCUGUCGUGUUAAAAGUAGCCAUUUUAAGUUGUUCAUUUUCAAAAUGUUAGCUGCCCAUCCACAAAUGUGAUCUUUUCACGAAUAUUUACUGAAUAAUAAACUUGCUAGCCUGACCUAAGACUGUAGUCAAAUAUGCCUAUGACUGGUACUUCAAAAAGGCGGACAAGGAGAAGAUCCUCCUGUAUACGUAUGAAAAGUGUGCAUUUCCUAGUCAUAAUGAAUAUUUAUACAAAUUGACAGUGGUAGUAAAUAUUCACAAAAA
Molecule: messenger RNA, 915 nt
Organism: Engraulis encrasicolus (European anchovy)
Lineage: Eukaryota; Metazoa; Chordata; Actinopteri; Clupeiformes; Engraulidae
Exons: 5
Coding region: 29-577 (182 amino acids)
Source: RefSeq, a predicted model, not a curated record